This is a messenger RNA of Mobula hypostoma (lesser devil ray), 1872 nucleotides long. RefSeq names its product small integral membrane protein 26-like. Lineage: Eukaryota; Metazoa; Chordata; Chondrichthyes; Myliobatiformes; Myliobatidae. The transcript has 2 exons. The coding region runs from base 301 to 624 and encodes 107 amino acids. The record is from RefSeq and is a predicted model, not a curated record.
GCCGCCGACUGACGCUGCGACAAGAUGGCGGUGACCUCCAGCGGGCUGGCGUCGGCUGUCCGGAUGGAUUGAUCGCGGGGCAGAGGAGCGCGGGGUUUGGGUGUUACAAGCGUGGCGACCGCGUUGGAUGCGGCGCGGUUAAUUUAUCCUUGAGUGCGUGCACUGAUCGCGGGUUCCUAUUCCUGCAGAGAAGAGGUGAAGAUAUUUAUCCCAGGAGGGGGAGAGGUUGAGGGUGUUUAUUCCUGCAGGGAGGGAAGGGUGCGGGUAUUUAUUCUGAGAGGGACCCAGCAGACUGCGAGGAUGAAGUUGAAGGAUAUAACGCGCUGGAACUUGCGGGUGUCAUUGGUCUACGCGAUUGGCAUAUGGACCCUGUUCGGUACCUACGCCUACCUACAGACGAAGAGAAAAGAAGAGAAGGUUUUGGUCGAGAGCAGUAGCGAGAUUUCUGCAGAAGACCCUCAAAAGGAAGACCAAAAUACUGAGGAGCGGAAAAGGAAAACCAAUAAAGACUUUAUAGAGACUCGUGUUGUUGUCAAGGAAGGUUUUAUCCCCUUUUCAACCAGAAUCUACAACUAUGGAAAGUCUUUCUUUGAGACUUCGUCUGAUAAUUCAUCAGAAAAUUAGAAUUCGUAAGAGUGACUUGUUCCAGCAGCAUUGUAAAACACUGGUUCUUUGAUCUUCCAUGAUACACCAAGGACUCUUCAUACCACAUGUCUCAAUCUCUAGCCCUGAUACAGAGUUUCAACUCAAAAUGUCAAACAGUUCCUUUCCCUCCCACAGAUAACUGCUCAACCUGCUGAGUUCCUCCAGCAGAUUGUUUGUCGCACUCGGUCUGUGAAGUUGCCUUGCAAUGUGUAAACUUCAGUUGACCUCUAGCUGUCUGUUAUAGUUGGACUUCUAUAACAGUUGCUUUGUUAUGCUGGACAGAGGUGCCCUGUUGUUCAGAACACUCAAGCGUCCAUUGUGUUGCUACUGUGCUAAUAUCUCCUGGACUGUGCCAUUGAGAGAACAAAGGUAUUUAGAGGUUGUUGCUGCAAACAUUUUCGCAUGAAGGUUUGAUUUUUAUUUUUGCAAAUAUAUAAUCAACCUCCAGAACAGCAUUUCAAAGUUAACUUGUUAUCAAGUACAUAUGUUACAAUCUACUACCCCGAUUCAUUUUCUUGCAGGCAUUCACAGUAGAACAAUGAAAUGCAAUGGAAUCAAUUUCAAAAAGCUACACACAAAGACUGACAAACAUCCAAUGUGCAAAAGAAGAUGAACUGCAAAUACAAAAACAAACAAACAAAUAAUACUGAAAACAUGGAUUAUUUUUAGAGUCUGUGAAAGUGAGUCCAAGGUGCUUGUAAAUGCGAGCCACUUUUCUUCCUUUUAUUCCUCUUACCCAGACCUGGGUGAUCUGCUGCCAUUACAAUAUUUUUAUAAUUUAAAAGAAUGAUAAAUACAAUUGCAAUUUGAUGAGCUGAACUGUUAAGUGCCUGUUGUUAUGAGAUCAUUUUAUUAAAUUGAGACCUUAUCAAAUUAACCAUUUUACACUGGUUUAAAAAUGGGAAAUUGAUUCAUGCUGCACCCUUGUAUAUAAUAUUCAUUUGUGAUGUGUCAUGAAAGAGCAAGUUCAGAAUUUAUUUUUAAAUUAUGAAGCAAUCACCUAAUCUGUUGUGAGCUGAAGUCAAUUAAAGGUGCUUCAACAUCCAGAUUUAAAUCUGCACAUGCCUGUAAUUUGAUCUUUGUGUUACUUUUCGUUCUGGAGUUCUGCCACUUUUGUCUCUUCUCAUCCAAGGACUAAAGUUGUGGACAUUUGCUGCUGUCCUGGUAACUUGCCAUGUUCUACCCAAUUCUGUGAAUAAAGCAAUGAGCACAGCCAUACAACUAAAA